This is a messenger RNA of Dichomitus squalens LYAD-421 SS1, 1797 nucleotides long. Its product is annotated as dihydrolipoamide succinyltransferase. NCBI's taxonomy places the organism in Eukaryota, Fungi, Basidiomycota, Agaricomycetes, Polyporales, Polyporaceae. The transcript has 7 exons. Gene Ontology annotation, cellular component: oxoglutarate dehydrogenase complex. Gene Ontology annotation, biological process: tricarboxylic acid cycle. Gene Ontology annotation, molecular function: dihydrolipoyllysine-residue succinyltransferase activity. The record is from RefSeq and is a predicted model, not a curated record. Bases 52 to 1413 code for a protein of 453 amino acids.
CCCAUUCCCCCUGCCCUCGCUCGUUCGCCGCCAUCCUUUCUAGUCCCUAAUAUGUUUUCAAGGCGACUAGUUCACCUUGCGCGCGGGCGUGCUCUUCACGCCGAUGCUGCACUACUCUCACGCGGAUGGAAGGUCGCCGGUGCAUAUGCGCAGCGUGCAAGCUUCCACUCGACGAACCUCCUCCAAGCUGAGACCGUUAAGGUCCCCCAGAUGGCCGAGUCCAUCUCAGAGGGCACCCUUAAAUCAUGGCUGAAGCAAGUUGGAGACACCGUGCAGGCUGACGAGGAGGUCGCGACCAUCGAGACGGAUAAGAUUGACGUCUCCGUCAACGCGCCUGCAGCCGGCAAGAUCACCGAGCUCCUCGCCAACGAGGAGGACACUGUCUCCGUCGGCCAGGACCUCUUCCGCUUCGAGCCCGGCGCAGCCGACGAGGUCGCGCCCAAGGAGCAGAAGUCGUCUGAGGAAGGCAAGGACCUCAAGGAAACCAAGGACAAGUCCGAGCCCGCCGACCAGCAGGUCGAGAAGGGCACCCCACCUCCACCCUCGCCGUCCCCCGAGCAGGUCCGGAAACCCGAUCCGGCGGGCGUCCAGGAGGGCACCGCAAAGAAGGAGCUGAAGGACACGACGAAACCUGCCCCCGCCCCCGCCCCCGCACCUAAGGAGAAGGGCGAGAAGAAGGACGCGCCCGCCCCUGCGCCGCGCGUGCCGGGCUCGCGCAACGAGACGCGGGUGAAGAUGAGCCGGAUGCGUCUGCGCAUUGCGGAGCGGUUGAAGGAGUCGCAGAACGCCGCGGCGUCGCUGACGACGUUCAACGAGAUCGACAUGUCGAAUGUGAUGGAGAUGCGCAAGAAGUACAAGGACGAGGUCCUGAAGGAGCACGGGGUCAAGCUCGGGUUCAUGAGCGCGUUCGCGAAGGCGUCCACCCUUGCGCUGAAGGAGAUCCCUGCGGCGAACGCGUCGAUCGAGGGCGACGAGAUCGUGUACCGCGACUACGUGGAUUUGAGCGUCGCGGUGGCGACGCCGAAGGGUCUCGUCACACCCGUCGUGAGGAACGCGGAGGGCCUGAACUUUGUCGAGAUCGAGCAGGAGAUCGCGAACCUCGGGAAGAAGGCGCGCGAUGGGAAGCUCACGCUGGAAGAUAUGGCUGGUGGUACCUUCACCAUCUCCAACGGCGGUGUCUUCGGUUCGCUGUACGGCACGCCGAUCAUUAACCUCCCUCAGGCUGCUGUCCUUGGCAUGCACGCCAUCAAGGACCGCCCGGUAGUCGUCGACGGCCAGAUCGUCAUCCGCCCGAUCAUGGUUGUUGCCCUCACCUACGACCACCGUCUGCUCGACGGUCGCGAAGCCGUCACCUUCCUCGUCAAGGUCAAGGAGUACAUCGAAGACCCGAGGAAAAUGCUUCUGGCGGCAUGAACUCGCUCCGGGCUGACGGGUGCGGCUGACGGGCAAUCGGUGGAUGUCGGAGAGGUUGGGCGGUAGCACAGAAGCCGUACGCGGACUUGAUCGUGACGCUGCUGUCGUGUAUACUGUACAAGCGAACGGUGUCCUCCGACGUGUGCGGGACCGCGCGCCUUCCCGUGCUACAGAAACUCGCGGGUCGCGCGACGUCUCCGUCUGCACUCGUCGGUCCCCGAAACUCAUCGUUCCUUUUCCUGCAUCCUGGAUCCGGGCUCCCCUUGGCUUUAAUCACAUACACACGCAUAUAUACAUACAGUAGGUACAUACUCUCCUCGCGAAUUUUGUUGCUAGAUAGUAGUUGUGUUGCAUACAUAGUGCAUAUGAAUAUUUAAUGUCUAA